AUGUUGGAUGAGCAAACUAAUUUACUUCUCCAGAUAGAGCUCAACACAAUUUCUUCUUCGUUUCUGGGCUUACUGCCUCUCACGACCAAGAAAAAGACCACGACCAAGAAGAAGUCUGGAGAGAGUUCUUCGUCAACGAAUCCGGUGCCGGCUCUACCUUCGACUGUAGAAGUUGGUGAUUCGAGCAACGAACCGGUCCGAGGUCCCGAGAUACCGGAAUUGUACACAAAAUUUGAUAAGCACAUUGCUUAUCAUAUUGUGAACGGAGGGCCAAAUCGCUCGGAGCGCGGCUCAGAAUUUCGAAUUCGAAAUCACACAGGAACUUUGAAAGGUUGGGAGCCGGCGCCGUUUAUUACAGAGGUAGUACAAAGAUGUGGAUUAAUGUCAGUUGUACAAGCAUCGUACAACACUGUGGACGGCCAUCUACUUAGAGCCUUCAUAGAGAGAUGGCAGCCAGCUACCAACACAUUUCACUUACCUGUCGGAGAGAUGACCAUCACACUUGACGAUGUGAGUACGUUGGUCGGUUUGCCAGUUGUUGGGCGUACCGUAUCUUGCGAGCGUUUGAUCCGUGAUUCCAAAACGAAGCUCAGUAGUUUGAUGUUCGAGUUGCUAGGUGAGUACCCGGACGAUGUAAACAAGAAGAAAGCGGUGAAGUUGGAAUGGUUGAAGGCUAAAUUUAGCAAAGUGACCAUGAGAGAUAGUGCGGAGAAGAGGACAUACGCCAUUCGGGCGUAUUUGUUAUUUUUGCUCGGGUGUACUAUACUGUGCGACAAGACAGGCAACAUGGUAAGCGUGGAGUAUCUAAAUCUUGUAUCUGAUUUGGAUCGGAUCGGCGAGUAUGCUUGGGGCACUGCAUGUCUUUGCCGGUUGUACGAUGAGCUUUCCUCAGCCUCACAAAAAUCAACGAACUCGAUGGCUGGCUGGCUGACGCUCUUUCAGUCAUGGAUUUACGAGCACUUUCCUUAUUUGGCGGGUGGCACAUUGAAGACGGAAUUCGAGGGGCCAUUAGCGAGCCGAUGGGAGCCUCAGUCAAAGACUACUUCAACGCCUGAACGAGCGUCGUACCUGCGAUCUCGAUUAGAUGAUUUGAUCCCCGAUCAGGUCGUAUGGUCACCGUAUACGGCUAUUCGUGAUCGUUUCCCGAUGCCAGAUUCUGCUUGGUUUAGUGGGAUGAUAUGUUGCAUGGACCACUUCGAGGCAUAUCAUCCGGACAGAGUGUUGAGGCAGUUCAACCGGGUGCAAAUCAUUCCAGGUCGUGCAUACAUGUCAAAAGAUAUGUACAAAGCUCUAGUUAGCAAAGGUCGACCGGUCCAGAACUCGAUUUUCGUUGCGUACGGCGAACGAUUCUCUGAUCGGUGGGAGGAGUAUUGUCUGGACGAGGAGUCGAGGUCCGUUGAAGUUGAACUCGGGGAGGCGGACACUUCGCCGGUCGUCCAUGAAUUGGUUCCGACCCAGAUGCAUGUUACAACUGAGUAG
Erythranthe guttata (spotted monkey flower) is the source of this 1479-nucleotide messenger RNA. Lineage: Eukaryota; Viridiplantae; Streptophyta; Magnoliopsida; Lamiales; Phrymaceae. The record is from RefSeq and is a predicted model, not a curated record.